AUGUUUCCACUCUAUGUGGCACUAAUGUUAGGCUAUGGCUCAGUGAAGUGGUGGCAUAUGUUUAAUCCCGACCAUUGUGAUGCAAUAAACCAGCUCAAUUGCUACUUUAUCAUGCCUCUCUUCCAAUUUAACUUCACAACUCGCGUCAAUCCAUAUAAAAUGAACUUCCGUUUCCUAGGGGCAGAUGCCAUCUCCAAAGCCCUAAUCAUCAUAAUAAUAUCAUCAUGGGCUAAGUUCACUACGAAAGGAAACUAUCCGUGGUCAAUCACAAGCUUCUCUUUGUCAAGCUUGAGUAAUACACUUGUUGUAGGGGUGCCUCUUAUUCGAGCAAUGUAUGGAACAUUUGGUGAAAACCUUGUCAUCCAAUACUCCAUUUUGCAAUUCACAGUGUGGAUUAUAUCCUUACUGUUGAUGUACGAGUUCUGGAGUGCAAACAAAUCGUUUGAUGAUUCGGUAGCAGUUACAACAAGGGAUCUGGAAGGCAAUAAUGAAGAGGUUACCACACCUUCAAGACCAUCUCUGCUUAUUUUAAUGAAGAUUGUGGGGUUAAAACUCGCUAAGAACCCUAACUCGUAUGCAUGCAUCCUUGGUCUUGCUUGGGCGCUAGUAUCCUACAGGUGGGAUUUAAAAAUGCCUAGCAUUGUGGAAGGAUCAGUAUUGAUAAUGUCUAGAGCUGGUUCAGGUCUUGCCAUGUUUUGCAUGGGAUUGUUCAUGGCAUUACAACGAAAGAUAAUUGAUUGUGGUGCAACCUUAGCUGCAUUUGGGAUGCUACUGAGGUUUGUGGUAGCACCAGCAUCGAUGGCAGUUUGUUCUCUUAUCGUGGGUUUACGCGGUGAUGUCUUAUGUAUUGCCAUCAUUCAGUUUUUAACGUACAAAGCACAAACAUAUUUAAAUAUGGAGGAGCUUGGAGAUAAACACAACAGACCACUCCCAACCAAGAUUACUACAUGGGUUGAACCAAUUAAUAUCACUACAUUUCGUACGUCUAUUGAUCCAAAGAAAUGA
Molecule: messenger RNA, 1005 nt
Organism: Lactuca saligna
Lineage: Eukaryota; Viridiplantae; Streptophyta; Magnoliopsida; Asterales; Asteraceae
Source: the annotation of a GenBank genome assembly